AUGGCAUCUACCGACAAGACAUCUACAGACACAGCAGCCUCACCCAGAACGGUGAGGAUUCUUGUGGUUGGUGUAUCAUUCGCUGGUCUUGCGGUCACGAAAGCCCUAUGCAAAGAGCUAGAAACACUUGCAGCCAGCAAGAGUCUUGAUGACAUUCUUCCGGAUCGAGUGGAGAUCAUACUGCUAGACUCCAAGAAGGGGCUGAUCAACACCUAUGCCGCUGCACGGGCACUUGUGGAUCCUGACUUUGCAGCCAAGACAUAUGCAUCUUUGGACCAGUUGAAUCUGCCCAGUUAUGACUCUUCAUACUCUUUAUUGCAUUCCGAAACAUGGAAGUCCAAAUUCAAACUGGAGAUCGAGUUGCUUGACGGAUGGUGUUACGCUCUUUUCGAAACUCAUGCGACUAUCCGGAACUGGGAAGGCGAUGAGUUCGACCUCAAGUUCGAUUACUGUGUUUUUGCCACUGGAGUCAAGAGACGGUAUCCUUUCAGUCCCAGAGGAUUCACCAAAAAUUCGUACAUGGAGGAGAUGUACAAGACCACCACAGACAUUAGCCAUGCUGGAUCGGUGUGUAUCAUCACCGAGAUGGGAAUUCAAGGCGUUGAGGCUGCUGCCAUGAUCAAAGACAGGUUUCCAGAAAAGAAGGUGACACUCUGCUAUACUGCAGAUAGUGUUCCCUAUCUGCCAAAGUUGACCAAGGCCUAUGCGAACGCCAGAGCCAACUCGAAAAUCAAAUCUGAAGAUCUGGAUAGCUCCGUCAAAUUGUUUGAGCAGGCUGCGAGAAAGCAGCUUCUUGAGAUGGGAGUGGAUCUCAAAUCAAAUGUGACGAUUGAAAUGCGCAAGAAGGAUAGUCAGAGUACGGUCAACGACGACAACGAUAAUGACUACCACCAGGAAGACGUUGAAGAGGAUGAAGAGUAUGAGGAAGGAUCUCCCUCCUCGCCGCAUCUCCAGAAACCCACUGCCAUUUACGAUGCUGAAGGAAAUCGCAUUGAUGCUGACAUGUAUCUCUGGUGUACUAAGAAGUUGCCCAACGUGAGCGCUUUGCGCAAAUCCAAGUUAUCCCAUUGUGUUUCCCCAAUCACCAGCGAAAUCAUAGUAAACGAAGAAGCAAGGGUGUCGCCUUAUAAGACCAUAUUCUCCCUUGGUGAAUGUUCUACUCUGGACAGAGUGAUUGAGCGCCACUCGGUGUACAACAUCUGGCCUGCUUCGAUCACUUUGAGUGGAAAGGUCAUCUGCGGAAGACUCGUGGCUACAAACAUCAUUAAGUCAAUUCUGGGAUUCCCGCUGUUAACUGUGUCGGAUUUUGACAGAUUGGUAGAGCCGGCUGAUCUAGAGAACGGAAUGGUCUACGUUUCUCAGAAUGAACAGGGUGAGGAUAUCAACCUUCUCAACAGGUUCAUCAUAGCCCUAGGAUCGAAGAGGUGUGUUUCGUUGGAGAUAUCUGUUGGAGAAGUGCGUGUCAACGAUGAGGAGGAUUUGAAGACAAUCAACGACUUCAAGACUGGGUUAUUGAGCAGGUUGCUGGGAAUAGACUUUGACUUACUGCACGAGAAUGAUGAUAACAAUGAUGCUGCUGCUGAUGACGAUAGCAAAUACGACGAAACGGACGAACUCGCUCGGGAAAUGGAAAAGCUAUAA
Molecule: messenger RNA, 1641 nt
Organism: Kuraishia capsulata CBS 1993
Lineage: Eukaryota; Fungi; Ascomycota; Pichiomycetes; Pichiales; Pichiaceae
Exons: 1
Coding region: 1-1641 (546 amino acids)
Cellular component (GO): cytoplasm
Molecular function (GO): flavin adenine dinucleotide binding; electron-transferring-flavoprotein dehydrogenase activity
Source: RefSeq, a predicted model, not a curated record